GAGCAGGCUGCGGGCUGGGCCCUCCCCGUCCCGCCGGCCUCUCGCGAUGUUGCUAAGGCCCCUGCGAGACUCGGCAGCGGGCGCCGCCGGUUGCUACGGGCCGCGAUCGGAGGAGACGUGCGGCCGCCGCGAAGGGAAGACACCGCCGCCUCGAGAUGUCUCAGUUUACAAAUGAAGAUGAAGCUAUGAUACAGUCCAUGCUUAGACAAUUGCUGCAAAGUGUGAAGGAAAAAAUCACUGGGGCUCCAUCAGUGGAAUGUGCAGAAGAGAUUCUCUUGCAUUUGGAGGAAACUGAUGAAAAUUUUCACAACUAUGAAUUUGUGAAAUACCUUAGGCAAUAUAUAAAUAAUACUCUGGGAUCUGUGAUAGAAGAAGAAUCAGAAAAAUGUACUUCUGCUCAAAAUCAGAGUGAAGUUUCUGGCUAUGAUACUCUUGUCCAACAUGUUACUAAGAAGACACGUGAAUCAAUGCAGCUUACAACUGAAGAAGAACUGAAAAACAAACUAACAACAAUUAGAACUGAUCUGUUGUCUCAAGCACAGAUCUUCCCUUCAAAUGGAUUUACAUUUUUCCUGCUUAAGAACCUCUCAGGAUACAGAGAAAUGAUGCAUGCCUUGAAGAAUGUCAUGAUGGUUGUGGUAGAGUCUUUAAUUAACAAGUUUGAAGAAGAUCGGAUGUGUAAUAAGGAGGUGGAUAGUAAAACGAAGAAAAAAUGUCAAAGUGAUUAUUAUACAGACAACUGUUCUGACAGUGACUCUUCGUUCAAUCACGUAAAUGCAUUUUCUCUCUCUGAAAGUUAUACAUUCAUGAGUCAAGAACAAUUGCAGCUGCUUGUGGAAAAGCUUGACCCUAUUCAGCCUAAGGAAGUUCGCCAGGAAGCACUGCAGACACUGUGCUUGGCCCCUCCAACUGAUGUACUGAACUCUGAGUGUUGGCCAAAUCUGCGUAAGCACCUAACGAUGUCUCUGUCAGAUCCUGAUGCAAUAUUCAGUGAGAAAAUUCUUAGGUUUUAUGCAAAAACCUUUUCUUCAUCUCCAUUUAAUAUGACAAGAGAAGUCUAUACAAGUUUAGCACAGCAUUUGGAGUUUUACUUCCUUUCUGGGGAAUAUUCUCUUGGUCUUUCAUCAGGUCUGGAUGUAUCUAACGCAGACAUAAAUCAUAUACUUAAGAAGGUUCGUCUUUUAAAUGAAUACCAAAAGGAAGCUCCAUCUUCCUGGAUUCGUUAUCCGGAAAAGUACAUGGAGGAAAUAGUGGAGAGUACUUUGUCACUGUUGUCAGUAAAACAUGAUCCUAAUCAUCCUGCCUCUCCAGACUUCCUAAGUCCAAUCUACUUCUUGGCUCUGCUGGAUAUCAAGGCUAUAUGGUUUAAAAAGUGGAUGCAUGCACAUUACAGCAGAACAGUGAUACUUAGGCUUUUGGAAAAGAAAUAUAAAUCUUUGAUUAAUGCAGCUGUCCAGCAAUGCCUUGAUUAUUUUGAAUUUUGCAAGACAGCAGUUAGUAAAACUUCCAGAGCCAAUGACUUCUCUCAGCAGCAUUCUAAUAAUGAGCAGAAGUGUUUUUAUACUGGAUCAGAAUUGCAGUACAUCUAUUUUGUUCAUUCACUAUGCCUUUUAGGCAGAUUGUUGAUCUAUAAGCAAGGCCGAAAUCUCUUUCCAGUACAGCUGAAAACCAAAAAAGAUUGCAUAUCCCUAACUGAUCUGUUGGUGUUAUUUACUCAACUUAUUUAUUACUCUCCAAGUUAUUCAAAGGCGGCUUUGACAGCACAUACAGACAAUUAUUCUCCAGCAAGUCUCGUUAUGGAGAUUCUGCAAGUUUUUUGUGAUCAAACAGGGUGUGCUGCUGACUGUUUAUAUACGGAUGCAGUGAUGGAUGCCCUACUUGAUCCUCUUCGAAGUUUACUGAAUGGUACAGAGGUAUAUAUAAAUUGCCUUGAAACCACUUUAAUUGAUGUAGCUGAUAUUUUGGCAAGGAUUGCUGCUGCAGAAGAUGGUCUUUCUGUUCUUCUUUAUGGAGGAAAUAAAAACUCUGCGAAAGAAAAUAGUUCUACAGCUGUUCAUGUCAUUGUUCAGUUUACAAAGAAACUUCUUCAUGACGACAUUUCUCUUUUAUCUGGAUCCGAGCUUUUGCAAGUUGUUAAAGGAGCUUUCAUUUUUGUAUGUCGUCAGAUGUACAGAACAUGUGAAGGCCUGCAGAUGCUAAUUCCUUAUGGCUUGCAUGAAUCAAUUGGAGAGGCCUGGAAAAAGGCAAAUUUGCUUUCAGAAAGAGUACCUACUCCUGUAGCUGGUGCAGGCUCCACAUCAUCAAUAAGUGUAGACUCAAAAAAUGUUUUGUUAUGGGAAGAGACUUUGCUAGAUGCCUUGGUAAAUUUUUCAGCCACACCUAAAGGACUAUUUUUGCUUCAUAGUACCGGGGCCAUGAGUGACUGUGUGAGCUUCAUGUUCAACAGUUUAUCAAAAAAUCUCCAGACAAAUGAAUGUGAAGAAUUUGGUAAUGAAGUGAUUGUUGCACAAAUGGCGACAACACCAACAGCUGCAUUAGCUCUACAGAGUUCAGAACAAAUAUCUAUUUUAGGGUUUAUAAAGGCUUUUGUUACUGAACUGUGGGCUCUUUUGGAGUGUGGAAAAGAUGAUGUGAGGAUAACUCAACCCAAAUCUACUCCAGUUGACCCUAUUGACCAAAGCUGUCAGAAGUUUUUUCUGUAUCUGAUAAACUUGCUCACUUACCCUGCUGUUUUUGAGCUACUGAGUAAACAGGAUAUACCAAAUAAACCAGUGUAUUCACACCGUGAAGUACCUACAGACAUUAUUAGUAUCAUUGACAGAAUUAUAAUUUUGAACUCAGAAGCAAAAAUUCAUUCCUUAUUCAAUUAUGAACAGUCGCAUGUCUUUGGUCUACGGUUGUUAAAUGUGCUGUGCUGUGAGCUUAAUACCCUUUUGCUCUUGGAGGCUCAGUAUAAAGUAUCACAAGUCUUACUGACUGCUCAGGAAGAAAAUGUCACAGAAACUUCAGAAGGUCCAGGAGAUUUUAUCGUUGAUAGUCUAUCAGUUGAGAGAAACCAUGUUCUUGUUAGAAUAAAUCUCAUUGGAGGACCACAGGAAAGGAUUUUGCCUUUGAGAGGACUAGAUAAGGGCAGUGAUCCAUAUCCUUGGCCAAUGUUUUCAUCAUUCCCUUUGCCGAAGUGCUAUCUUGCAGAAGUUCCUAGGAAAACUGAAUUCAGACAAGAUAAAGAUCUUGAAAAGCUGUUAUCAAUCUUAAAAAAUCCAGGUGAACAAACUGAGUGGGCAGAAAUUUGCAGAAGACAAUUCUGCAAAAUCAUGAAAGCCAGACCAGAGAUCUUCAGUGGAACAAUUUUGGCAGAAUUAAUUCAAAAAUUCGUUUUACAUCUUUCUGAGAGUCGAUCGAAUUGUUAUUUCAGUAUGGGAAGCUAUGAAGCUACAGAUGCAGAUGUGAAGAAAGAAAGCCUUUCAUCGGUGCAGCAGCUUGGUAUUGAAAUGACAGUCAGAUAUGGAAAAUAUCUGAACUUGCUAAAAGAACAUGCUGAAAAUGAGCUGUGCUUCGUGUUAAUGAAUUGUGAACAAUUUCUGAAACAACAGCAAAGAACUGUGGUAUCCUCACUUCGCUGUUUGCAGGGACGCUAUGCUGGCUAUGACUGGUUUGCAUCCUCUGCGUUCCUCAUAAUGUCAGGGGAUGGGAAGAAAACUCUAACCUUUCUUCAGCAAUUUUCUCGUCUUCUUGUUUCAGCAUUUCUCUGGGUACCAAGACUGCACAUGUCUAUGCACCUGCCUAUUACCACAGUGGAAUCUGGCAUCCAUCCAGUCUACUUUUGCAGUGCCCACCACAUUGAGAUGUUGCUGAAAGCUGAGUUGCCACUUGUCUUUUCUGCCUUCCACAUGUCUGGUUUCUCUCCAUCCCAGAUUUGUCUACAAUGGAUAACUCAGUGUUUCUGGAACUACAUGGACUGGAGUGAGAUCUGUCAUUAUAUCGCUACAUGUAUUUUCCUUGGUCCUGACUACCAGGUUUAUAUGUGUAUUUCUGUGUUCAGACACCUACAGCAAGACAUCCUGAAGCAUACUGAAGCCCAAGAUCUCCAGGUUUUUCUUAAAGAAGAAGCACUCCAUGGAUUUCGAGUGACUGAUUAUCUAGAAUACAUGGAAAGCUUGGAGGUGAUCUACAGACCAGUGCUGCUGAAAGACAUGAGGAACAUCACCGUGCAGAAUAGAUAGAUCAAGCAUGACAGAUUCUUUAGCUUUGGUUACAUUCUGUAAAAGAUGUUGAUUAUUUCGUAUAAAAACCUGCAGUAAAAUAAGUCAGGCUAUGUAUAUGUACAUCCUGUAAAAUAAGUAGGGUUUUCAGAAUAUAGUUCUUACAAAAGGUCUUCAUUGAAAUUGGAUUACCUAAAAAUACAGUAUUUUUCCAGACUGAUCAUAUGCAUAGCCUCAUUUUUAUUUGGCGUAAAGCAGAUUCAGAACCCACCUGUGGAUUGUUGAAAUGUCUUCCUUGAAAUGCCUAGAACCUGUUUCCAAAUCAUUGCAUUACUGUCAUAUUCAUGCAGCACAGUCCUAAAGCCUCUAUAUUUUGUACAGGUCUGACAAACUGAUUUUUUUUUAGAAGCAAGUGUUAGUGCAUAAUUUAUAUGCAUGAGAAGUGAACAAAUGAAAAAUAAAUUCCCUGUACAGAGCUCUUUUGACCUUGUGGAUAUCGUUGAGAAAGUGGAGUGAUCAAAUGCAUGGAAUGAAAGAAGACUGAUAAUUCUGCCUUACACUUUCUACCAGUGUAGGUAAAAUUUUAACAUUGUUGAAGUUGACUGAAUUUCAGAAGAAACAUGGUUUUCUUUAAGAACACUGUAUCCCAUUUGCUCUAGGAAAGGCAGCUAAGUAAACAUUCUAACAGCUUUCUUUUCUGUAUUACAUUAUGUCACUGUUAAGCAUUAUUUAAGAAAUUAAGAAAAUUAAGAAAUGUAAGUAUUUGUGCACCAAUUAGUAGUUGUUUUCUGAAUCCAAAUUUCAAAGCACCAAACAUGAUGUUGAGUGAAUAAAUAUAUCUGUCAAAUUAAUAAA
Numida meleagris (helmeted guineafowl) is the source of this 5057-nucleotide messenger RNA. RefSeq names its product TBC1 domain family member 32 (gene TBC1D32). The transcript has 35 exons. Gene Ontology annotation, biological process: non-motile cilium assembly. Lineage: Eukaryota; Metazoa; Chordata; Aves; Galliformes; Numididae. The coding region runs from base 156 to 4223 and encodes 1355 amino acids. The record is from RefSeq and is a predicted model, not a curated record.